Messenger RNA from Macadamia integrifolia, 2574 nucleotides. RefSeq names its product protein trichome birefringence-like. Gene Ontology annotation, cellular component: Golgi apparatus. Gene Ontology annotation, molecular function: O-acetyltransferase activity. The transcript is spliced from 5 exons. NCBI's taxonomy places the organism in Eukaryota, Viridiplantae, Streptophyta, Magnoliopsida, Proteales, Proteaceae. The coding region runs from base 193 to 2139 and encodes 648 amino acids. The record is from RefSeq and is a predicted model, not a curated record.
CAGAGUUAAAGUCACUUAUACAGAGCGGAGAGACGGAGAGACAUAGAGAGUCACAGGUUUGCAUCUUUUUCGCUUAAGCUUCUUUCUGUCACACACUGCGUUUGCUUUUUGAUUUGAUAGUGGGGUAGUGCUCUUCGUCUCGGACCACAUUUUGGGGGGGUUUUGGAGUAGAACAUUCUGGUGAAAUCCGCCAUGGCCGAUGCGAUCAAGGAUCUCUCCAUCGGUGGAAACCUCAUCUCCGACCUGAAGAGCUUGUCCUCUGUUCUCAGAACCAAGAGAACUGUGGUUUUUGCUUAUGGGUUUAUGUUCACGUUUGUCGCUUGCUCUGUCUUCAUCGCCUUCAACCCUUCUGCAACUUCUUCCCCUUGGUUCACCAACAUCUUCGGUAGUUCUGGUUCUGAUUCUGAUUACCCCUAUAGAUCUAACUUCUCUUCCCUUUUAUCUUACUUCCUUCCCAAUUCCUCUCGACCCACUUACUCUUCCACUCAGACUACUCUUCCUUCUCCAUUUCCACGAGGUGAUCUCAAUGUCUCCACGUCUCAUACUUAUCUCCCGGAAGCAAAAGAGUUCCAACCUGGGAACAAUCGGACUGAGAUUGCGAAACCGACGUCACCAAAAUCGCAACUUGUAGAUGAAAAAGGUGUUCCGAAGAACGAAAUAGAAACUAGUGCUGGUAAAUCAAACUCUCAAGUUCCACCCUUGAAAUCGCAGUCUGAUAGGUCGCCAUCGCAAUCCCAUAAGAUGGAUAGUCUGCCCAAGAAUGGUAUUGUGAAUGGGUUAGCGAAACCACCGUUACCCAUAUCUCUACCGGAGAAGAAAACAGAGAGCAGUAAUGGUAAGACAGAGGCUCCAGUAGGGAAUCAGACUGUGGGUGUGCCCUCGAAGUCCUCUGAAAAGGAGGGUCUGCCUAAGAAUGGGAUGGCUAAAGGGGCUGCAGGGAGGCAGGCUGGGAUGUCGAAGUCGAACGUAACUGCUUCGCUUUUGAAGCGGAACAAUGAGUCUCCUUCUUCUUCUCCCAGGAUUUCAUCUACGAAGCAGGCGAAUUCGAAUUUGCUGAGUUCAAUGAUGCAUUGUAACAUUUUUUAUGGAAGAUGGGUUGAGGAUGAUUCUUAUCCACUUUAUCCACCGGGGUCUUGUCCUCACAUCGACGAACCGUUUAACUGUUUUCUCAACAAUCGGCCUGAUGGAGCUUAUCAGAAAUUCAGAUGGCAACCCAAGGGCUGCAACAUCCCAAGGUUGAAUGGGAGGGAUAUGUUAGAAUUAUUGAGAGGAAAACGACUAGUUUUUGUCGGUGAUUCCCUGAAUAGAAAUAUGUGGGAAUCUCUGGUUUGCAUUCUUAGAAACUCGGUGCAAGAUAAAAGCAAGGUCUUUGAAGCUUCUGGUAGACGGGAGUUUCGCACAGAGGGUUCUUAUUCUUUUUUAUAUAAAGAUUUCAACUGUUCCGUAGAGUUCUUUCGAUCUCCUUUCCUGGUCCAAGAAUGGGAAAUUCCAGACACGAAUGGAUCGAAGAAGGAAACACUUCGUCUCGACGUAGUUGAGAGAUCAUCAGAUAAAUACAAGAAUGCAGAUAUUAUCGUCUUCAACACGGGACACUGGUGGACUCACGAAAAGACUGCAAAGGGAAAGGACUAUUACCAAGAAGGUAGCCAUAUCUAUGACGAGUUGAACGUUGUCGAGGCAUUUCGGAGAGCUUUGACAACUUGGGCAAGAUGGGUCGAUGCCAAUGUAAAUCCCAAGAAGACCCUGGUUUUCUUCAGGGGUUAUUCUGCUUCUCAUUUCAGUGGUGGGCAGUGGAAUUCAGGUGGGCAAUGCGACCAUGAAACUGAACCCAUCAAGAACGAGACCUAUUUGUCUACGUAUCCGGUGAAGAUGACAGUGUUAGAGUCAGUAUUGAAGGGGAUGAGAACACCAGUUUCAUACCUGAAUAUUACAAGGAUGACCGAUUACAGGAAAGAUGCCCACCCUUCUAUAUACAGGAAGCAGAAUUUAACAGAUGAGGAACGGAGAUCUCCAUUGAGGUACCAGGAUUGCAGCCAUUGGUGUCUCCCUGGAGUGCCCGACUCAUGGAAUGAGCUUCUCUACGCUCAGUUGCUGAUCAAAUACAGCCAACAACGACAGCAACAGCAGAAGAGACCAUAGAGGUAAAGGGAACACAGAUUAUUCGGCCAUGUUUACUUAAAUCAUUAAAUUAAUGGGCAUCUGUAUUAUAUAAGGCUUCUUAUUCUCCUAUUUUGGAAAGAAUAGAAAUAACCAGCAGAAGAUCCAAGAAGGUGUAUUCUCUCCCCCCUUUUUUUUCUGUUUUUAAUUCAAGUAGAGAGAAGUGAGUGAGGGGAAGAGAAGUGGGUUUGAGCUGUAGUAAUAUUGUUUAUAUUCAUAGGAAGAAGAAGAAGAAAGGAUGGAAGGAUAGUUUGGUCUUUCAAGGUGUUCACCUCUCAAGGGGUCUCUCUUUCUCUUCCCCCACCAUCAUAAACAAUAUUCUUUCAGCCUUAAAAAGGCUUACAUAUUGUAAAAUCUCAUUUCCAUGUUAGAUUUUUUUUAAUUUGAAAUAAUGAAAAAAAAAAUUAGUGGUGCAUC